Messenger RNA from Neocloeon triangulifer, 1033 nucleotides. Its product is annotated as transmembrane protein 69-like. The transcript has 3 exons. The record is from RefSeq and is a predicted model, not a curated record. Bases 187 to 861 code for a protein of 224 amino acids. NCBI's taxonomy places the organism in Eukaryota, Metazoa, Arthropoda, Insecta, Ephemeroptera, Baetidae.
CUAGGGAAACGUGGGCGUGGUUGGGGGUUGGAUGGGAAAACAUAAAACACUCCAGAAUAAUUGAAUUUUUCAAUUGUUGAUAGCAACAUUAUCCUUUUAAAUCUGAAUCAAACGAACCGAAGAAAUACAUUUGAUCGAAAUUCUUAAAAUUUGCUGCUGUCGUCAACCUCAACCAAAAUUCUAGUCAUGAAUUCGCAGAAGAUCAUUUUCCUGGCAGCUCGUCAAAACGCUUCCUUCCGGAGAGUGGCACUGGGUCCUCCGCUGUCCAGCAGUUGUUUUUGCACGCAAAAAGCACCACCGGCAGAAAAAGUGGCACCAACCUUGGUCGAUCGAUCAAAGUCAACGGUUGCACCUUCGAGCACGAAUCUGACCUUCCUUUCGGUGCUGAAAGGACUCAAAGACUCGCCGAGUCCUGCUCUACUCUACGGAGUGUCCGGCCUGAUCCCUUUUGUGGCCGUUCCUGCCUACACCCUUGCAUCGGGCUGCUACUGCCCCAUGCUGGGCACCAUUCAACUCUGGUAUGGAGCGUCCAUUUUGUCCUUCCUCGGAGGUGUCCGUUGGGGACAUGCCCUGCGUCCAGGUGGCGAGUUGACCAUGCAGAAUCUGGGCGUGAGCGUGACUCCGUCCCUGGCAGCCGUCGCUGCUUUGGCGGCCCCGUACCCAGCAGGCGUGCUAGCCACGGCAACCGCCCUUUCGGCCGUGGCCUACGUCGACCUGGCCAAGGACUGCCCGUACCCGCACUGGUUCAAGUCAAUGCGUGUCCUGCUCUCCUCAGUGGCCGUCACAUCCCUGCUCGCCACCUUCGUCCUCAGCUACACCCACAAGAAGCAGAAAGAACAGUCAAAACCCACUGGCCAGUGAUAUAAUUAUGCCAAGAUCUUCGAAUACUUAUUUAUUGUGCAAAUAAAUCUCAGCGCUUACAACUAGAAACUAUAAAUCAAAAAGUUGUUUUAGUAUUUUACGUAUAUUAAUACUUUUUCAUUUGUCAAACGAAGAGAUUAUCAGUUAUAAAUUCUUAUAUUAUUUCAGCUGA